Strongylocentrotus purpuratus (purple sea urchin) is the source of this 2202-nucleotide messenger RNA. Its product is annotated as high-affinity choline transporter 1. Gene Ontology annotation, molecular function: choline:sodium symporter activity. Gene Ontology annotation, biological process: choline transport; acetylcholine biosynthetic process; transmembrane transport. The transcript is spliced from 10 exons. Bases 328 to 2001 code for a protein of 557 amino acids. Lineage: Eukaryota; Metazoa; Echinodermata; Echinoidea; Camarodonta; Strongylocentrotidae. Gene Ontology annotation, cellular component: plasma membrane. The record is from RefSeq and is a predicted model, not a curated record.
GCCAGCCAGGGCACUAAUAUUAUUCCUGCUGGUCUUUCGCGAGGAGAAUAACAUAAUGGUUCCUCCGUGCUUCCGACUUUGUAUAUGAUUUCCCAGCUACUAUGUUCGUACCAAUUCGGUCACACUGAUCUCGUCAAGUUCAAGGAGGGAUUUUAGCGUGUUUAGAGGCAUCGGUUCCUCGGCCCGGUAAAACUGAGUCUCAUCGUAGUUCUCGAGGCUCGCGAAUAACUCUGAAUGUUUAAUAUUGAGGCGCCGCCAAACACGAUUAUACCAGUACUUGAUCCGUUGGCACACUCACAGUUUAUUUAAAAUCAGAUCUAAUCCAUCAUGGCGGUCAACUGGGUCGGAAUAGCCGGCAUCGUGGUCUUCUACAUCAUCAUCCUUGUCGUCGGACUAUGGGCGUCGAGGAAAUCGAAGGGGGACUCCGAUCCCGAUAGCGUCCUCGUGGCUAGCAGGGACAUGUCCCUGUUUGUCGGGGUAUGGACGACGGCAGCUACCAUUGUAGGAGGCGCUUACAUCAAUGGCGCUGCCGAGUCUGUGUUUGAAAGUGGCCUCGCUUGGACGCAGGCUCCUUGGGCCUACGCCAUAAGUAUGCCAUUGGGUGGGAUUCUCUUCGCUAAACACAUGCGAGCCAAAGGCUACCUCACCAUGCUCGACCCAUUCCAAGAUAAGUAUGGGAACAGGAUGGGAGGACUUCUUUUCAUUCCCGCGCUUUUUGGAGAGAUUCUCUGGUCGGCGGCCAUCUUGGCUUCCCUUGGUACGACAAUGAGUGUCAUCUUGGACCUCAAUGUCAAAUUGUCCGUCAUCAUCUCCGCAGUCAUCGUCGCUUUCUAUACUUUCUUCGGCGGUCUCUACUCGGUUGCUUACACCGAUGUCGUUCAACUAUUCUGUAUAUUCGUUGGAUUGUGGUUUUGUGUUCCUUUUGUGAUGACAAACGAACAUGCCGCACCGAUCACGUCUACAUCCUCAGAAUGGAUCGGAACAAUCGACCCAUCGGAUGCAGGAAUCUGGAUCGAUUUCACCAUGCUUCUGUUACUGGGUGGAAUAACAUGGCAAGCAUACUUCCAGCGGGUGUUGGCAGCGAAGUCACCCGAGAAGGCCCAGAAGAUGUCUUUCAUUGCCGGGUUCGUUGUCAUCAUCAUGGCUAUCCCAAGCGUACUCAUUGGAGCCGUAGGCUUCAACACAGACUGGAAUUCCACUGCUCUGGAUUUGAACAAGACCAAUCCUCACGAUCACCCUUCAUUGAUCCUGCCCUUGGUGAUCCAGUACCUGACGCCGACCUAUGUGGCCUUCGUCGGGCUUGGAGCCCUGUCAGCGGCCGUCAUGUCCUCCGCAGACUCGUCGGUGCUUGCCGCCAGUUCCAUGUUUGCACAUAAUAUCUGGGGAGGUCUGUUCCGAUCGAAGGUUUCCAAACGUGAGUUAGUAUGGGUGAUUCGAAUCUCUAUCGUGGUUACUACUAUACUCGCUACCAUCAUUGCUCUCACCGUCCAUUCCGUCUACUACCUCUACGUACUCUGUUCCGACCUCGUCUACGUCAUCAUCUUCCCUCAACUCGUCUGCGUUCUAUAUAUCAAGGUAUGCAACACGUACGGAUCUCUUGUAGGUUUCGUCAUCGCUAUACUUCUCCGAAUCGGCGGGGGAGAAGGUUCCCUCCACAUCCCCAUUUUCAUCAAGUUUCCAUUUUAUAGCGAAACGAAGGGUCAGCUGUUUCCAUUCCGCACUUUCAUCGUCGUCUUCUCUUUCGCGGUCAUCAUCGUCAUCUCGUAUGUCACCGACAUCGUCCUCAGGAGAGGUUAUCUUGGACCUAGGUGGGACAUAUUCAAAUGCGUCACCAGCGUCGAGCGCGUGCCUGACGAAGUAGAACACGAGGGCGAGGAGGAGAAAAUGCACAUGGAGAGAAAACGAUCAGGAGAAUGGCAACUCGGAGACGUGAAUGAGAUGAAGAAACCACUGGCGGGAAAGGAUGAGUCGGAAUACAUCCCAGGUGAAUCGAAGAUAUAGCCGAUCACGACGAUGUCCUAGCUACGCUCCCAAUAUACAUGUACGUUUAGCAUAAAACAUGUAAAAAACUUUUGAAUUAACAAGACGCCAGUGAAUGUACUAUGGCGCAAACUUGUUAAUAUGUAGGUCUACUGAAAUAUUUAUACGCAAGUACGCCCAUUUUUUUUUAAUCUGAAAGAUGUAAGUGUAUAUAUUUCAGGU